AUGGACCAGCUACGGAAACAUCACACGAGCAGUCAUGACUUGAAUUACAUCGACAGAGCCUUGAAAGGGGUAUCAUUUGGCCAUAGUAGCAAAAGCUCCCGUGAAACAGCGACUGACCUGAAGGGUCCCUUGGGACUCAAUCUACUUCACACACCCUCAGAACCGCUAAUAGAUUUCAUAUUUGUUCAUGGGUUGGGCGGUGGAUCCAGAAAAACUUGGGCGAAAUCAGAGGAUGUAUACCAUUACUGGCCUAAAGAACGGCUACCUCGGGAUCCCGACUUCAAAAACGUCAGAAUUUUUUCAUUUGGAUACAGUGCAGAUUGGACAGUUAGGAGCGGGGAUGCACUCGACGUUAGCGAUUUCGCGCAAUCGCUACUAGGGGAACUCAACACAUGUCCAGAGAUUCGUAGGAGCAAGACAAAAAUCGUUCUUGUUGGUCACAGCAUGGGUGGCUUGGUCAUAAAGAAGGCAAAUAACAAUAUCCACGAGGAUCCGGCAAUGCAAGACCUUGUCCAGCGAGUUGAUACCAUGUAUUUUCUUGCCACUCCACAUCGAGGAUCGAAUCUUGCUGCGACACUCAACAACAUUUUGGGGAUAUCGUUUGGAGUCAAACAAUUUACGAUCAACUUGGAGAUGAGUAGUAAGAUGAUAGCCAGUAUCAACCAAAGCUUCCGUCAUUGUUCUGAAAACUUGCAUAUAUGGUCCUUUUAUGAGACUCAAGAGACGAGUUUCAUAAACGCAAGAAUCGUCGAGAAAGAAUCUGCGACGCUGGAAUGGCCAAAGGAAAGAAUUGCUUACAUUAAUGCUGAUCAUCGAGGAAUAUGCAAGUUUGAUUUACCUUUAGAUCCUAAUUUCAAGACUCUUAGGAAUGCAUUUACCUCUACCAUCGAUCAUGCCACGGCGGAGAUUCUAAGAAUUCAGCGUGGGACUAUAUCAGCUGAGCGGCAUUGCCUCUAUAGCCUAUUGGACAUCAACGAUGUUCCAGAAGACGAUCUAAUAGUGGCUCGCGAUGCAAAGAUUGGAGGAUCGUGCAAGUGGCUGACUAUGACUCCAAAGUUCACCAGCUGGCAAGAUCCUACUUCAGACACACCUUCAGUCUUUUGGCUGAGUGGAAAUCCUGCAUCGGGAAAAUCAGUUCUUGCUGGGCACGUUAUUGACCAUUUGUGUCAAAGUAAUCUUGCAUGUAAUUACUUUUUCUUUAAAGAUGAAAUUGCUGCUCGUUCAUCGGUUGGCUAUUGUUUGCGUAGUUUUGCGUUCCAAAUGGCCUUACAUAGUCCUGAAAUUCGCAGGUUUCUCUUGGAUGUGGAAUCAAAUGGGACUACGUUCAAUAAUAACGACGAGAUUGUGAUUUGGAACAAACUAUUCGUCAAUGGGAUUCUUCAGCUUACGAUGGAGGUUAACCAAUAUUGGGUUCUCGAUGCACUCGACGAGUGUGCUUGUUCCCAAGCUCUCAUCCCUAUGCUAAUCAAGCUCGUCAACUCUGCAAGAUCUCGGUUUCGAAUUUUUAUUACAAGUCGUCAUAGCCAGGCUUUGGAUAAGGGAUUUCUAGGCCUUGGUAAAAAUCUAAUCAGUCAGGAACUCUGUUUCUCAGAUACGAUGGGAGACAUUAAACUAUUUUUGGAAGCUCAUAUGGAUAGCCUUCCUUUGGAUACGCUCCCCAAACAGGAGGAGUUGACCGCACGAAUACUGGCUAUGUCUUCUGGGUCUUUUCUUUGGGUGCAACUUGUCAUGCAAGAGCUUUCUGAAAUCUACAGCGAAGAAGAUAUCGAGACUGUUCUCUCAGAUAUACCAGCCGAUAUGAAUCAAUUCUAUACAAAAAUUCUGAGAAAUUUGUCAAACGAUCGUAGAGGAGCGAAAUUAGCCAAAGUCAUCUUUACGUGGAUAGUUUGCUCGUAUCGGCCAUUGACUAUCACUGAGAUGCAAUGCGCUUUAAAGCUAGAUUCGAAAAGCACAGUCAACAGCUUACGAAGAGACAUAAGUUCUAUCUGCGGCCAGCUUGUGUUCGUCGAUGAUCAAUCACGGAUACACCUAAUUCAUCAAAGCGCCAAAGAUUUCCUUCUCCAAGAAGACUUCUGUUCCAAUUUCUUUGUAGACAGAAGAGAAGGACACUACCGUCUUGCUGCUUUGUUCCUUGAUGUUUUAAGUAAGGGCUAUCUACGGGCUUUUCGAGUUAAAAGAUUCGAGAUAUCAACUACUUCGGCAAGUCACGAAGCCAUGUUACUUGAUCACGCUUAUACUUUCUUCUCUGAGCACCUAUAUCAAUCUUUAUCUUUGUGUGCUGAGCUUUUUCAAAAGCUCCACAAAUUCCUUGAUACGAAUGUUUUAUGGUGGAUUGAGACGGUUGCAAGGACAGGGAACGUCAAUGAUAUAAGCCGUGCUGCCAAGAACAUGAAAGCUUACCUCGAUCGUCGUGAGAUGCAUUUCCCUCCUAUCGAUGAGAAACUCUGUGAGGUGGAUUCCUGGAUCACAGAUCUUAUUCGUAUCGGCACAAAAUUUCGAAACGUCCUUCUAGCAUCGCCUUCAUCAGUCCGUAGCCAAAUUCCAGCAAUGUGCCCUUCGCAAUCAAUCGUUGCUACAAAACAAAAGCAAGUGAAGAACAGCUUUAGAGUAGUAGGGUUAUCUAAGGGGACAUGGGAUGACUGCUUGGCCCAAAUCGACUACAAGGGGCAGGGUCUACAAGCCAUUACACUUAUACAUGGAGAACAUACAUUUGCUGUUGGGUUAUCGAGCAGGCAAAUAAUAGUUUAUGACAGUGCGACAACUCAAGUCAAAUGUACCUUCGAUCACGGCGAGAAAGUGAAGGAAGGUCCUUGCGUUCGGAACCAAAGAUAUAUUUCUUGCAUCCGCUGGAAUGCGCUCGAUACGAAUUUGGGAUCUCGAAACGGGAGGCAUGAAGUGUUCAUUCCAACUUGGUUAUCGAACAGUGGCCCUUAA
Botrytis byssoidea is the source of this 2934-nucleotide messenger RNA. RefSeq lists its product as uncharacterized. The record is from RefSeq and is a predicted model, not a curated record. Gene Ontology annotation, molecular function: hydrolase activity, acting on ester bonds. The transcript has 5 exons. The coding region runs from base 1 to 2934 and encodes 977 amino acids. NCBI's taxonomy places the organism in Eukaryota, Fungi, Ascomycota, Leotiomycetes, Helotiales, Sclerotiniaceae.